This is a messenger RNA of Leptopilina heterotoma, 1954 nucleotides long. RefSeq names its product glycosylated lysosomal membrane protein-like. Gene Ontology annotation, cellular component: lysosome. The record is from RefSeq and is a predicted model, not a curated record. The transcript has 5 exons. NCBI's taxonomy places the organism in Eukaryota, Metazoa, Arthropoda, Insecta, Hymenoptera, Figitidae. The coding region runs from base 427 to 1650 and encodes 407 amino acids.
UUAUACACACAAUCAAUUCAGGAAACGUAUCCAAUCGCAUGUGCUUUUACUAAUCAAACUUUUGUUUCUCUUUCUCUCUCUCUCUCUCUGAAUUUUUUUUUUAUUUUUACUCCUACUGUGAUUCAUCGAAUACUCAUUAUUAUUGUCAAUUUGAAACGAUAUCUUGGAACAAAUUUUUCUUCUAUCCAUUUUGCCAUAUAUAUAAACUUAACACAUUGCUUACCAGAUACGUAUAUACAAUACAAAUGGAUUAUUACUUGUCAGAGGAAGUGUUUAACGAACAAAUACAAUUGAAUAAUAUUAUUAUUCUGAUAAUAGAUUGAGAGCAACAAUAAAGCAAAGAAUAAUUUAUAAAAAAAAAAUAAUCUUCAUAAAGUGCCAUUAUUUAACGGUAAUUAAAAAAUAAAAAAAGAAGGGUGUGAAAAAAUGGAUUACAAAAUUGUUUAUCGAGCAUUUUUAUUGGUUAUUUUGCUGUUAAUGCAAAAAUGUAAUUCAAUAUCGAGAAAAUUAAACACAAAAUUUUUGUCGAGUGACGAUGAAAAUUGCAAGAGUCAAAAGAAUACAUUGCUUCAUAUUAAUGCCGAAGGUCCCAAUGAUUCGUUGCAUUAUCUUUGGAAUUUCAUUGAUAAUCCGUCGGUUCUAGUUGCAUUAACGAAUAAAUCGUCAAAACUAGAUAUUAAAUGGACUGUUGAUCCAUUUUCAAAGUUAAAACAAACAACUGACUGUUUACCUGAGAAAAUAUCAUUCAAUGAUUCUGCCAUUUUUUCAUAUGGAUUGAGUAUAAAAAAGAUUUACGAGUUUAAUGAUGCUAAUGACAAUGGAGUUAUAAACUCAUCGAGCAGUGCAAAUAUUAAUGUAUUAAAUCCAAGUUAUUUCGUAUGGUACGUUAGAAAUAAAGUCAUUGGCGACGAAACUGUUGAACUCGAAAUGAUUGGACAUUCUUAUUAUGACGAGGAGAAAAAUCUCACAAGAACCGGAAGCAUAGCACUUUUGAUUAGCGUAUUCGGUGAACUCGAUCGUUUUAAUAAACAACCAUUCAUGUUACACUCGGAGAAUACGACGCAAAUUGAUUUAUCAAUCGAUAAUUUUGAGACAAAUAAAACAUUCGCAAAUAGUCGAUUUGCAAUUGAAUUAUUAUUUGUCAGCGAUGGUGAACCAGACAUUGUAAUACCAGUGAAUGUGAAGAGAACAAUAAACGACGAGCAUACACCGGGAAUAUUUAAAUUAGUUGAAAUUAAUACACCAAAAAAUGAGAAUACGUCAAUGUACUUACAAUGGCGACCAAUUUCUUACAUGACAAAGGAAAGAGAUGUGACUGAUUCGACGGAUGUUGUUUACUAUCCGUUGGGAAAAUCAAAAGAUGCUUUUGAUGAUGCAACGAACAGUAUUUUAUUACCAUAUUAUAAGGAGAAUAUUAAUAAGAUUAUUGCGAGGAAAUUAAAUGUUUCGUUUGGUAGUAAUGGAGAUGGAUUUUAUAAGAAGACGAAUUAUACAACGUGGACACUGUUGCUUGGCUACAGUCAUUCACUUGAUGAACGUUUCACCAGUGGUACAAUUAUUCUUAUUUCAAAUCUUAUUGGUCUUCCUUUUUUGCUGCUAAUUUUGUACAGUUCAAUCAUCUAUAUACGUAAACCAUCAGUUAGAGAAUAAAAAAUUAAUCAUGACAACAACAAACAAAAAAUUCAAAAGAAAGUGGGGCUUUACACCUGAAAUGCUCAACAAUUAUUGUGAUUACAGUUUUUAAAUUUUUAUAAUAAGCAAAUGUAUAUAAAUGUAUUUUAUCUAUAUCUCUAUUAUGUACCUAUAUACCACAUGUAUGUAAAUUACGACAAAAAUUAUUUUCAUAUAUAGAAAAGCACGACUAGGAAUAUUCUCUAAUGUGCCUUCCUUUUGCACUGUUACUAUGACUACUAUUGCAGAUAGUAAAAAAUAUAAAUAAAUUAAUAAAAUAAUA